AACAAAGAUCAGCUGUUUCGUGCAUGCAGCGCGAAGCUACGAGCUGGCAAAAUGGCGUGAUGGUUAAAAAUACUUACAAUAAUUUUGCCGUUAUUAACUUCAUCACUGAUACGCAAUGUGUAGAUGACAAGCACAAGAUUAGUUUUUUAUACACACCAACAAUAUUUAUUUUAUACAACGUAUAGCUGACGUUACAAGGUCGUGGAUUUUUUGUUCCUGCCUCAUUAGAAUGUGUAGCAACGAGCAAGAUUCCCUCGGGAAGGACGGCACGACCGGCGCCGGGGGCUGGUGCCGGCGCGUGCCCGCCAGACACGUCAUCAUGGGCGUGCUGGCCUUCAAGCUGGUGCUCGUCACCUACAUCGGCGCCAUGUCGUCGCUCACGGUGGUCGCCAUGGUGCGGCCGCGCAACGCCUCCAACGCCUCCGCCGGGGGCGACUGCCCCGCGCCCCUCGCCCCCGUCAACGCCAGCGGGCCGCCGGACGGCCAGAGUGGCGAGUUCGACUGGGACGAGAUGACCCAGUCGUACAUCUACGCGGCGCCCUCGCUCGGGUCUCUGCUGUGCCUGCUGCUGACAGUCCGCCUGAACGAGGUGUGGGGCCCGAAGCUGGUGGUCGGCUGGUGCAUGGCUUCCACGGCGCUGCUGGUGGCGCUGGGGCCCGUUGCUGCCAGGACCGGCGUCUGGGUCUACAUAGCGCUCCUCUUCUUGCGGGGGUGUUUGGGCGCGCCGGUUGGCACGGGCUUCGUCAUCCUCUUCACCGCCUGGCUGCCGGCCAAUGAGAGGACCCGCUCUGCUGGCAUCGCCUUCUCCGCCACCAUCGUGGGCACGCUGCUGUCCAUGUUCACGGCCGGCAGCCUCAUGGAGCAGUACGGCUGGACCAUGCCCGCCUACGCCUCGGCCGCCACCUCGCUGCCGUUCCUCGUCGUGUGGUACUGCCUGGUGUACGACACCCCGCUGCGCCACCCGCGGAUCUGCCCGGAGGAGCGCGCCUACAUCGUCGCCACCACCAACAUGGACUAUGUCGAGGUCACGCCGCCCGCCCCGUGGUUGAAGAUAGUCUCCAGCGGCCCGAUCUGGGCCCACAUCGCCGUCCAGGUGGCCAUGUCGUGGACCAGCUUUGUCUUCGGGGCGCAGCUGCCCACGUACCUGAAGAACAUCCUGCACUUCAACAUACAGCAGAGCAGCUUCAUAUCGGCGCUGCCGCACCUCGCGAACCUCGUGAGUAACGUGACCUGCAGCGCGCUGUCGCAGUGGCUGAGGAGCCGCCGUCUGCUGGGACACCUCACCUGCUACAGGCUCUUCAACUUCCUGGCCACGGUGGCCUCGGCCGCAGUUAUCGCCGCCAUCUCGGGCCUCGGCUGCGACUCCACGGCCAUCGUGGCGGUGCUUGUGGUCGCCAUGGCGCUCAACGGCUCCUACUUCGGCGGCAGUUUCAUGAACAACCUGGACCUGGCCCCCAACUUCGCCGGCUCAGUCAGCGCCCUGUCCUCCACCGUCACCGGCACCAUCAGCAUCAUUGCUCCGACCAUCAUCGGCGCCAUCACGGACCAGCAGCAGACGCUGGCCGCUUGGAGCAAGGUGUUCUACGUGUCGGCUGCGGUGUCUGCCGCCCCGUACCUCGUCUUCUUCGCGCUGGGCUCCGUCGACGAGCAGCCCUGGAACAGGAUCAGCAAGGACGAGGAGCAAGUGCCCAUCAUCAACGCAGAGGCGGAAGCCCUUGCUGUGGACACAUCCCAGGACUGCUGACGCAUACUGCGUGC
Molecule: messenger RNA, 1758 nt
Organism: Bacillus rossius redtenbacheri
Lineage: Eukaryota; Metazoa; Arthropoda; Insecta; Phasmatodea; Bacillidae
Exons: 9
Coding region: 230-1744 (504 amino acids)
Biological process (GO): transmembrane transport; monoatomic anion transport
Cellular component (GO): membrane
Molecular function (GO): transmembrane transporter activity
Source: RefSeq, a predicted model, not a curated record